Molecule: messenger RNA, 586 nt
Organism: Pollicipes pollicipes
Lineage: Eukaryota; Metazoa; Arthropoda; Thecostraca; Pollicipedomorpha; Pollicipedidae
Product: broad-complex core protein isoforms 1/2/3/4/5
Exons: 5
Coding region: 131-586 (151 amino acids)
Biological process (GO): regulation of transcription by RNA polymerase II
Cellular component (GO): nucleus
Molecular function (GO): protein binding
Source: RefSeq, a predicted model, not a curated record
UUGACAUGUCUAUUGCGUUUGCUGAGAUUGAUGCGAUGGGAGCAGGUCGCGUGUGAUAGGCCCCCCACCCAUGAAGCAGAUGCAGCUCGUCUCAGCCUGAGGUGGACCAGGACCACGUAACCGUCGCACCAUGGCCGCCUCCAGUUUCCGGGUCAGCUGGAACCGGUUUCCAUCGCACAUGCUCUCAGCCCUGGACAACCUUCGGCUGGACGAAGAUUUCGUGGACGUCUCCAUCUACUGCGGCCGCAGGCUCAUUAAGGCGCACCGCAACGUCCUGUCAGCCAGCAGCGCCUACUUUAAGGAGAUAUUCAAGUCGAACCCCAGCUCGCACCCGGUGGUGAUCUUGUGCGAGGUGGACUACAUGAGCAUGCGCACGCUGGUCGACUUCAUGUACCACGGCGAGAUCGAGGUGCCGCCGGCCAUGCUGGACGAGCUGCUGCGACUGGGCGAGAUGCUCCAGGUGCAGGGCAUCAGCUCCUACAAGGGCGUCACGUCGGACGAGCUGUUGGGCGGCGCGGCACCGCCGGACGCCGAGCCGCCUGACACCGAGCCUCCGGACGCCGAGCCGCCGCUGGCGCCCGAAUGA